AUGUGCCCCACGGUGGAGAACUGCACCCGAGUCACCUGGUUCCUCCUCCUGGGGCUCACGGAGCAGGCAGAGCUCAAGGGCAUCCUCUUUGGGUUCUUCCUUUUCAUCUAUUCAGUCACCCUCACAAGCAAUCUGGCCAUGAUCACCCUGAUCCAUGCAGACCUGCAGCUCCACACGCCCAUGUACUUCUUCCUGAGUGUCCUCUCCUUUAUAGACUGCUCCUUCUCCACCGUGAACACCCCUAGGCUGCUGGAGAGCUUCCUCACCUCAAGCCAGUCCAUCUCCUUUGCAGGCUGUGUGGUCCAGAUGGCCCUCAUGACUCUCCAUGGCACUGCCGAAUGUCUGCUCCUGGCCAUCAUGGCGUAUGACCGAUUCGCUGCCAUCUGCCACCCUCUCCUCUACCACACCAUCAUGUCCCAACGUCUGUGUGUCCAGCUGGUGGCAGCCACCUACAUGGCUUCUGUUGCCAGUUCAGCUUUGCUGACUGGGUACAUCUUUAAGCUGCCCUACUGUGGCCCCAACAUCAUUAACCACUAUUUCUGUGACAUCUUCCCUGUGCUCCAACUUGCGGUUUCCUAUGCCUAUGUCCUGGUGACUGUGUCCAGGAUGCGUUCCCCUGAGGCUCAGAGCAAAGCGCUCUCCACCUGUGCCUCCCACCUCACUGCCAUCUGCCUCUUCUAUGGCACCGUCACCUUUACGUAUGCCCAGCCAAGCAUGCGCGGUUCCACGGAAGAGAACAAGGUGGUGUCUGUCUUCUACACUGUGGUCAUCCCCAUGCUGAACCCUCUGAUCUACAGCCUGAGGAAUAAAGAUGUGAAGGCUGCGCUAAAGAGGAGAGGCUUUGGCAUGCUGCCUUCCUAACCAAGCGCAGAACAUUCUACCCCAAGCCAUAACAUAGUUGACACAACAUAAAGCAUGGAUAACAUGAACCCUUGGAUAGAGGGAAAUAACGUGACUGCACUAUUUUAAAUCCCUUACGCAUAACAACUCAUGUAGUCUUUGUGACAACCAAAAUGAAUACUAUUAUUAUACCUUAGGAGUCUGAGGCACCAAGAGACUGAGU
Molecule: messenger RNA, 1063 nt
Organism: Sus scrofa (pig)
Lineage: Eukaryota; Metazoa; Chordata; Mammalia; Artiodactyla; Suidae
Source: RefSeq, a predicted model, not a curated record